AUGAUGGAACACAUGAAACCAACAAAAAUUGUUAAAAUGUUUUAUAAUAAUUUGAGUCCAGCAUUUGUUGAAAUCCCUAUUGGUCAUAAUAAAACAAAAACCGUAUGGGUAGAUAAUUACGCAACCAUAUCUUAUCUUAGAGAUCGUAUUCGUGAAAUUAGUGGUAAUUAUACUGAUGAAGCAGCAUUAACAAUAGGAAUAACAACUACUACUCAAUCAUCAUCACCACCACCACCGUUAAACAUCAUUCAAAAUGAAUGUAUUUCUUAUCCAACAGCAAAUAUUCUUUUUG
Molecule: messenger RNA, 292 nt
Organism: Adineta ricciae
Lineage: Eukaryota; Metazoa; Rotifera; Eurotatoria; Adinetida; Adinetidae
Source: the annotation of a GenBank genome assembly